This is a messenger RNA of Plasmodium gonderi, 4380 nucleotides long. RefSeq lists its product as hypothetical. The transcript has 2 exons. NCBI's taxonomy places the organism in Eukaryota, Apicomplexa, Aconoidasida, Haemosporida, Plasmodiidae. Bases 1 to 4380 code for a protein of 1459 amino acids. The record is from RefSeq and is a predicted model, not a curated record.
AUGAACGAGGAAACAGGGAGCCACCAGGUGGCUAUUGAAGGAGAAAGGAAAUAUGAAAAUGGGGGGGGAAAUGGAGACGAAGUUGUAAAACUGAACUGCAUCAGCAAGACAGAUGUACUUAUGGGUUCAGAAAAUAUGGACGUAAAUGAUGAAGCUAAUAACGGCAUUUCCACAGUUCAAGAUGAGGAGCGAACUGGUACAAACACAUCCAUAGCUGAUAAUAAUAAGAACACAGAAAACUUCAAUAUUGUUGAAGGUUCUUACCAUUUUUCAGAGAAUACAAUCGGUCUUGUUGCAACAUCAAUAGAAGAAAAUGAAGUUCAUACCAAUGCUACAUAUUAUGAACAAUCAGAAGCAAUUCAGCACAAUGAUCCCGCAAAUGAAGCGAGGAAUAUUCAAGGAGAAGAUUCAAUGAAUCCUAAUAAUUCUACUAAAAAUCUACAAUAUUCUAGCCACUGUACCUCGCAAGACAUAAAUAAAGUAGACAUAGAAACUUCCCAAAAGGAUGAUUAUACGAAUAUGCAUAAAAGUAGUAAAGUGUUGGAUACAACAACACUUGUAAAUGAUUCAUCACAUUAUCACAUUGCGAAGACUCAAGGGAUAUACUCAAAUACAAACACAAAGGUAGAACAAACAGAUGCAGAUGUGAAUACGGGGAGGAAGUCCAACGAGGCAGAGGAAGCUAAGGUUCAAGAAAUGAAUUCAAUGAAAAAUGAAAAAAAUAAAGAUACAAAUGAUAAUCUCAAUGUAAGCAACAAUAAUAUGCAUGCGAAACAGAAGAAUGAAAAGGUAUAUAUGCGUCCAUCAAACACAUACUUAAGAAAUAUUGUUAAAAAAAAAUCGACAAACAUAAAAAAUAGUAUACAUAAUUUAAACUUUGAAAAUGUAAACUCAAUGACAUUCGAUCCACAUUCAUCACCAUCAUCAUUAUCAUCCAUGGGAAGAGUGAUAAAUUUUUUAAAUAAUUCUUCAAAUGAAGGGAAUGAUGAUAUCAUAGCAAAUAAGAAUCUACGUUUACCUAGCGGAUCCGACUUGACAUAUUCUAAUGACAUUUGUAAACAAGAUUUACAUUAUAUAUAUUUACUUCUAAAUGAUGAAUUAACACAAUCAGCAGAAAAUGACAAAGAAAUAAAUAAAGUAAAAGAUGAAAUUAUUACCUUGAGGAAGAACAAUCCAAGUCAGUUACUUACUUUGAAUCAAUGUUAUAAAAGCAUACACUCAAAUAAAAAAUUGAUUGAAGUUUUAUUUUACAUCUUACAAUGUAAUAAUAUGUUACACAAUAAUGCAUCAAAUAUGUUGUUUAACCAUUUCAAGGUUCAUACUGAUUGUUUAGACUAUGAAACGGUUAACAACAUGCAUAAAAUGUGGAAGGAUGGUUCUGGACUUUCAAAAGGAAUCAAUAAUUAUUAUAAUAUGAUCCACAUGCACAAUACAUCAGAUGUUACAGGAGCAGUUAAGCUACAUCAUUUCGAUAUCGACCAAAUUCAUGGUAUAAAAAAUGGAUCUAGAACCGAACAAAUGGGCGAGAAUUAUCUGAUGAACCAGAUGCACACAACUGAUUAUCUAAAUGAAGGGGACGUAAUUCAUCCUGUUCAAAAUUUGGAAGAAGAGAAGAAAAAUCCAUUUCAUGCUAGUGGUAGUACUAGUAGUAGAAGCACAGCCCAUCAUCUGAAUUUUAAAGAUGAAAAAAAUAAACUCCCUAAUAAUAUGAAAGGUAUGUUCUCCAGACCAGAGGAGGAAUGCUCCAUUUCAUGGAAUUUUCAAAACAAGGAAUCAACUAACAUCUUGGGAGAAGUAGGGCCAUAUUUCUCUACGUCUACCAAAUCGAAUAUCACACAUGACACAACAAGCAUCAGAAGGAACAAGACAUAUUUGGAUCAAAAUUUAAAUUUCAAAGAAUAUAAUACCCCGAUGAAUAACAGUGUGAAUAAUAAUAUGUAUGAAUCUUUGAGUACAAAUGAGGUACCUUGGGGCCCUGAAAAGGCGAAUCCACAUUUAACAAAAGUUCAGCAUGUCAGUGAUGCAGCAGUACUUAAUUCAAGUGGGAUGAACUUUAAUAUACAUAACAAUAUAUAUAGUGGUAAUAAUAACAAUAUAUAUAGUGGUAAUAAUAACAAUAUAUAUAGUGGUAAUAAUAACAAUAUAUAUAGUAGUAAUAAUAACAAUAUAUAUAGUAGUAAUAAUAACAAUAUACCUAGUAGUAAUAAUAACAAUAUACCUAGUAGUAAUAAUAACAAUAUACCUAGUAGUAAUAAUAACAAUAUACCUAGUAGUAAUAAUAACAAUAUACCUAGUAGUAAUAAUAACAAUAUACCUAGUAGUAAUAAUAACAAUAUACCUAGUAGUAAUAAUAACAAUAUACCUAGUAGUAAUAAUAACAAUAUACCUAGUAGUAAUAAUAACAACACCUUUGAAUGGUUAAAUCAAAAUAUAGAUACAAUAAGUGCAAUAAAUGUGAAAAAUGAUGUUGAGGAAUACCAGGGGUCUGCAAAAAAAAACAUAUUAGAAUGGAGUUAUUCUUCGGAAGGAUGUAAAGGGGAAAAAAAUCAGAAAUGGAAUAGUAACAAUAUAUACAAAUGUGUAAGUUGUAAAAAAAUGUGCACAUAUGUAUACUACAUUUUAAAACCAAAUAAUAUAAAAAAAAUAUCAUAUGGAGUACUGGAUAAGUGUGUGUGGUGUAACACAUGCUUUAACUCGAGCAAAUAUCCGAAUAUUUUAAACAGAUCUAAUUUUGUUAAGGUAAACAUACCAUAUAAUUUUUCAAAUAAUGAUUGGAAUGUUACAGAAAUGGAAAAAUUAAUUGAUGCUAUUUGUAAAUAUAAAAAUAAUUGGGAUAAAAUAAGCCAGUCCAUUGAAACCAAAAGUGCUUACGAUUGUAUUUACAAAUUUAUUUCGAUGCCUUUAUCGAAUCCAUAUUUUGAUAUAGAUAAUUUACUCAAUAUAAAUAAUAUAUCCUUUAAAUCUUUUAAACAAAAUAAUUCCCUCCUUUCAUUGCUUUCCUUUAUAUGCAAUUACAUCAGUCCAUAUAUUGGAGCCUAUGCUGCCAAAAAAAUAGUAGAUUUUAUUCUGAACAAGCAGCGUCAAUGUGCAUCUGGCAUGAUGCACCAAGGGCUGUGGGACACCCAAGAUUGCCAAGGGGUGAAUGUGAAAGCGGUGGGAGAAAUGGAAGAGAUCAAAAUGGAAGAUAUCAAAAUGGAAGAGAUCAAAAUGGAAGAUAUCAAAAUGGAAGAGAUCAAAGGGGAAGAGAUCAAAGGGGAAGAGAUUAAAGGGGAAGAGAUCAAAGGGGAAGAGAUCAAAGGGGAAGAGAUCAAAGGGGAAGAGAUCAAAGGGGAAGAGAUCAAAGAGGAAGAGAUCAAAGAGGAAGAGAUAAAAAUGGAAGAAACUAAAGCGGAAGAUGUUAAAGAGGAAGAAGCCAAAGUGGAGGAGCGAGGAAGUAACAAAAACGUGGACUCCCAAUCCAUGUACAUCUACCCAAGUGGUGAGCCAAAGGUAGAAGAACCCGUUAAGCACAUUACCCCACAGCUGAUUACUCGUGAAUGUCAUAACGUCGAAUCGAUGGAUAUCGAAAAAGAAAAUCCAAAUGAUCACACAAUCGACCAAAUGGAAACGAAUCCUAUGUGUUCAAACAGCAGGGAUGACGAGCUCGAGGAGGACAUUCUGAAGGAAGAGAAGACAAGGAAUAUCCCCAAUUGCACUGAUGAAUAUAAAAACGGAAUUGGGAAUAUUGCAAAUUUUCCAUCAGUCCAAACGAAUGAUGAACGAGCGAACAAUGAACAAGCGAAUGAUGAACAAGCGAACGAUGAACAAACAAACGAUGGAAAGAGUAAAGAAAGAGCUAUUAAAGAAAAUGAUUCCGUUUCUUCUAACGGAGUAUAUAAAGAAGAAAGAAAUGAUAACGACGCAUGUUUUAACAAUCCGGAUUUCAUACCAUCUAAUAUAAAUCACCCUCUAAAGACAUUUGCACCUUCGACUUAUAUUUUGGACGAAAAAGAUAUGCAGGAAAUUCACAAUACAAUUAUUAAUGCUUCAAAAAAGAGGGCGAAGGAAUUGGCAGAAUUAGAAAAACACAACAUCAAAAAGCUACUCAAAGAACUCGCAGUCAUAAGUAUUAGAAAAGUUAAAUUAAAACUCAAGCAAUAUCAGUACCUCCAAAAUUAUUUUGAAAUUCAAAAUCAGCUAAUGGAACGGAAGAGAGCGCGUAUUAACAGAGAUGAAAAAGGUACACAGGACGAAAGGAGUGUAACAACGCAAAUGAGAGAGAAUGAUGAAACAACUCAAGUGGGAGAACAUGAUAAAACUAUUCAACGGGAAGAGAAUGAUGAAAUGACACAAGAAGGAGAACAUGAAGAACAGUGCUCAAAAACAGAUUCGAAUGGGUAA